UGACGUACUAUACAUGACUGAUAAACUAGUUCAGAAACAAAGACGUGAGCAUUUUCUAUUGUCAGACUUGAACACGAUAUGCCAGGUAAAUAAAUUACGAGGACUAUUAAACCGAUUAAAACAUGGUGCCAGGUAUCAUUUGGAUUUGGUUACUGGUCAAUGUCGAACAAAUAUAUACGCUGGAAUGCUAUAGCUGCACAAGUACCGACGUAAAUGCCAGUUGUAACAACACAGUUUCCUGUAAGGCACAGCAGUCUUGUUUUAAGGACGUAUCUACACACGUAACGGUACAUGGCUGUAUCGACAAUACGCAAUGUGAUCUGAACAACGGGGCAAGCAGCAUUGUCGGAAGAUCAGUCAAUGCCAGGGCAAACUGUCAUGAAUGUUGCUCAACAAACAUGUGUAAUGCUGGGUUGUGUACUCAUCCUGAACCUGCAACUUGUGAAAAUGAUGAAACAGUAGACUGUUCAAAGUUGAAUACAUUGUUUGGCGUGUGUAAUGAUAAACAUCACGCAAAAACCGUGUGCGCCAAAUUCUGUGGGCUUUGUAACAUGGCUGAUGGGAAUUGGGCGGCGUGGUCUAGUUGGUCAAAUUGUGACGUAACAUGCGGAAUUGGUGUCGACUCUCGAACGCGCACGUGUACCAACCCAGCACCAAGAGAUGGUGGAUAUGACUGUGUGGGAAACAGUACGGAACACCGCACAUGUCGACGAGAUGUGUGUCCAGUGAGUGGUGGGUGGAGUCAGUGGGGUAAUUGGGAGUCGUGCUCGGUCACCUGUGGUGUUGGUAUUCAGAAACGUCACAGGAGCUGUUCGAAUCCCUACCCAAGUGGUCUAGGACUUCACUGUUUCGGUGAGGCCUUAGAUGUGGAAAUAUGCAGGCCAGGUCCUUGCGCUGAUGGCGGCUGGACGGACUGGAGUACUUGGACAAAGUGCAGUGCAACUUGUGGAGGAGGUUUCGAGUCUCGAAAACGCACAUGUUCGAACCCUGUACCGUCAGCUCUCGGACGAUACUGUGAUGGAGAUUCUACAGAAAUAGUUUCCUGCAACACUGACGCGUGUGCUUCUUCGGGCGGACAAGCCAUUGCUUUUCAGAGUAAAGACUCGGUAGAUGAAACUGUGAAAUCCAAUCAGACGAUUGUCUUCGCUAAUACAUCGCUUAAUGAAGGAAAUGGCUAUGAUAACAAUACGGGAGUAUUUACCGCCCCUCGAGACGGGACUUACCUGUUCACCAUUCAGAUGUGUCUUUACGGGCAGAACUAUUUUCAUUGGGCAAUAAUGGCUAACGAUGCGGAGUUAAAGAAGGGAUACUUCGGAGACGGGAGCUACAACAAAUGCUACACAGCUGACGCUGUAGCACUGCUGAAAGCUGGAGACCAUGUUUCAGUCAAGAGCACCACUGGGUCUGCCAAACUACUGCAAGAUGGUGAUAAAUGGAACACGUUUACAGGCGUGCUCUUAAAUUAAUUAGUGAUUUGUGCUUUGUUUUAUUAGAUUGGCAAGUAACAGUUGGUGUCCUGUGAUAA
Molecule: messenger RNA, 1525 nt
Organism: Mercenaria mercenaria
Lineage: Eukaryota; Metazoa; Mollusca; Bivalvia; Venerida; Veneridae
Product: coadhesin-like
Exons: 11
Coding region: 123-1466 (447 amino acids)
Molecular function (GO): protein binding
Source: RefSeq, a predicted model, not a curated record